Molecule: messenger RNA, 953 nt
Organism: Monodelphis domestica (gray short-tailed opossum)
Lineage: Eukaryota; Metazoa; Chordata; Mammalia; Didelphimorphia; Didelphidae
Product: olfactory receptor 5P80-like
Biological process (GO): G protein-coupled receptor signaling pathway
Cellular component (GO): membrane
Molecular function (GO): G protein-coupled receptor activity; olfactory receptor activity
Source: RefSeq, a predicted model, not a curated record
AUGUCUGGCAAUAACUGCACUGCUGUGACUGAAUUCAUUCUUUUGGGGUUAACAGAUGAUCCAAACCUUUGUGUCAUUCUGUUCAUAAUAUUUCUAGGUGUAUAUGCUGUUACACUCAUUGGUAACCUUACCAUAAUUAUCUUGAUUAGAAAAAGCUCUCAACUUCACACUCCAAUGUACCUUUUUCUAAGCCACUUGGCUUCUGUAGACACUGCAUAUUCCUCAUCUGUCACACCUGUUAUGCUCAGAAACUUCCUUGCUGACAAAACCUCAAUCCCUCUGGGAGGCUGUGUAGCCCAGAUGUUCUGUGGUGCCAUCUUUGGGACCACUGAAUGUUUUCUGCUGGCUGUGAUGGCCUAUGAUAGGUAUGUGGCCAUCUGUAGCCCCUUACUCUAUUCCACCAACAUGUCUACUAAAGUCUGCUCUCUGUUACUCAUCAUCUCCUAUGUAGGUGGAUGUGUGACUGCUUGGAUCUUUACUGGUUGUUUACUGAAUCAGUCCUUCUGUGGACCCAAUGAGAUCAAUCAUUUCUUCUGUGAUUAUUCACCAGUUUUAGAGCUUUCCUCCUACCAUGAUGAUCUUGCUGAAAUUCUUCCUGCUGUCUUUGCUGGGUCAGUAAUGAUGACCACAGUGUUAAUUAUCAUAAUUUCCUAUAUAUAUAUCCUCUUCUCUGUCCUGAAGAUAAACUCCACUGAGGGGAGAUCCAAAGCCUUCUCAACUUGCACCUCCCACCUCACAGCAGUCACUCUAUUCUAUGGGACCACUACAUUCAUUUAUUUGAUGCCAAAGUCCAGCUACUCAACAGAUGAGAAUAAAGUGGUUUCUGUUUUCUACAUUGUAAUGAUUCCUAUGUUGAACCCCCUGAUCUAUAGUCUAAGGAACAAUGAAGUGAAAGGGGCCUUGAGAAAACUGAUGAGUCAGAAGCACCUUUUUUCUUGAAAUCUACUUACUAC